AAGUAAUGAAAGCAUAUCGUGGCAACGUUGAACUAUUCGAGAAAGGUACAUGUAGAGGAUCUGCAAGUGCCUCUGAGCUCUAAAGUGUCAUGUGUCACCUGACCAAGGACUGUGGAUGUCAUACAUGUACAGGAUCCUCUGGACCAACACAGGUGGAGCUUCAGGGCAUGGAGAAAAGCAUCAAAGAACACCCUUAGUUUCCAGAUCAUAGGGGGGAUUCCUAGUUGUGUUGUCAACCACACACACAGCAAUGCCCGCGUUGAGCUCUUUUGAACGGAAACUGAACAAACAUGCAACAACCUUUCUGAUUGGUGGUUUGUUUCUGUCAUUGAGCGUGCUUUUUUACUUUGCUUUUUGCAGCUUGCCAUGUGAUGAUGUCACGAGCAGCUUAUCGCGUGCUGAUCUCAGAGAUGCUCAGAACAAAGCUUUCUGGAAUCGGAAUAUCCUGGCACCAUCACGUGACCUUGUAUACCCAGAGGUUGUGUUCAUAAUGUCUGCCCCAGACAAUUUAAUGGGAAGAGACACCAUUCGCGAGACUUGGGCCAAAGAUCUUCCUAAUACCGUUCUCCUGAGAUUUAUAAUUGGGACUGGAUCUCUAUCAACACAACAGCACAGCAACAUACAUCGAGAAAACUUCAUUCACUCUGAUCUUCUCUUGCUGAAGUCUGUGAACGACAGCUAUGGUACAUUAACAUUGAAACUUCUGGAAAGCUUUAAAUGGUUAGACAGACAUGUUGAAUUUACCCACUUGAUCAAGGCAGACGAGGAUUCCUUCGUUCGUGUUGAUCGUCUAGCGUAUGAGCUACAGAAGAAGCCGAAAGAGAGAUUUUACUGGGGAUUCUUCGACGGAAGAGCACAUGUGAAAAAGGCAGGAAAGUGGGCUGAAGCAGACUGGAUCCUUUGUGAUAGGUACCUCCCGUACGCCCUGGGUGGUGGCUAUGUUCUCUCCUCUGAUCUCGUCCACUAUGUGUCUUCCAACUCAAAAUUUUUAAAACUUUUCAACAGUGAGGAUGUUUCUUUAGGCGCUUGGCUGGGUCCACUGGACAUUAAACGGUCACAUGACACAAGAUUUGACACAGAAUACAAAUCGCGAGGUUGUAAAAAUAGCAACCUUAUAAUGCACAAACAGACACUUUUACAAAUGCGGGAACUGCACAAUAAUUUAUUAAAAAUGGGCCAAUUGUGUUCUAAAGAGGUAGAAUAUAGGAAAUCUUAUGUAUAUAACUGGAAUGCUUUGCCUUCUCAGUGUUGUAAGCGGCCACAGGAAGUCACCAGUUAGAAAUGACUGACAAAGGAUUAUUUUAUAUUCAAAAUGUGAUACUCUGUGGUGUGUAACUAUACCAUUAUGCUGGCAUAAAACCAAUGGGAACAACGAUACAGCAAUGUGAUGAUGACAGAAUAUUAUUUGCCUUAGAUAUAUACAAGAUGGGUCUACCCAGUAGUGCCUUAGGUUCAUUAGUCAGAAGGCCCACUUGUCUUAAUGUUCAUUAGCCUGAAAGACCACUGGUCAGAUGAUUUAUUAGUCCGUAGGUUCAUUAUUCAUCCCAUUAGCCUAAAAAUUCACUAGUCCAAGUGUUCAUUAGUCUGAACUGGGUUUUUUUUUAGGUCACCUGACCUAUUGCUAUUGGUUUCCGUUCAUAGUCGUGUGUUGUCUGUCGUGCAUCGAUUAUUACUAAUUUUACGCUUUUAACUUCUUGAAAACAUACAGUAAAACUCGUUUAGUACGAACACGGAUAUAGCAAAUUCUUGCAUAUAGCGAAGUUUUUUUGAGUCCCCAGUAAAAUUCUUAACAAAUCUUGCAAAUUCUUACGGUUAUAACGAAUUCGGAUAUAACAAAUUAAUGGUUAUAGCGAACUGAUUUUGAGUCCCGUAGUUGUCAAUUAUAACAAAAUUUAAAACUUUUAUAACGAAUGUCUUUACAGUUUCAAAAAGUUUGCACUACCCUUUAACAUAAUAGUUUGAAUGAAUUUAUUUUCAUAUAAUUUUUUCGACUUACAAUCCAAUUAUUAAUUGUUUUUGAUUAUUAUGUAUUUUUUUUUUAAAGCCUCAAUUAGCAAAAAUUAUAGUUUGGUCUAAGAAUACAUGUAUAUAGUGAAUUCGCUAUAGUUAUAUUACAAAUUCGUUAUACGGAUAUAGCGAAUUACGGAUAUAAUGAAAUAAAUCCAUCGGUCCCAAGGACUUUGCUAUAACCGAGUUUUACUGUACCGCCUAUUGUUACAAUUUUUGGUUUAAAAUUUUUAUCAAUCAAUCUGAUUAAAAUCAGAUCCUUUGAUCCACUCACGUAGAUCUCUUUAGCGGAUCAAAGGAUCUGAUAUAAUCAGAUUAAAGUUUCUGUAGGAUAAGAGGAAUCUGAAUGGUAAAAGUUAUUACCUUACUACCCCAGGGGCCUAGUGGGUGGGGCCAAAAAUGG
Messenger RNA from Magallana angulata, 2410 nucleotides. RefSeq names its product beta-1,3-galactosyltransferase 6-like. The record is from RefSeq and is a predicted model, not a curated record. Gene Ontology annotation, biological process: glycosaminoglycan biosynthetic process. Bases 251 to 1279 code for a protein of 342 amino acids. NCBI's taxonomy places the organism in Eukaryota, Metazoa, Mollusca, Bivalvia, Ostreida, Ostreidae. Gene Ontology annotation, cellular component: membrane. Gene Ontology annotation, molecular function: UDP-galactosyltransferase activity. The transcript is spliced from 2 exons.